GUCCCACUGCCACUGCCACUAUCUCAUCCUGGACGAGCUCUCGAGAUCUGGCACUGAAUGGGAACUCAAACAGCAGAAAUGUCUCGUCGACUACGGCUCCAGAGAUUACCCGAUAUGGGCAGCAUCCGACGAUGAGGAGGCCCAUAAGUUUGCAAGUGUGAUGUCUCGCGAAAUUUUCCACUCCGACUGGCCAUUGUUGACAAGGGUCCAGGAAGACUCCCAGCUCGACGUGUACUUGGUUCUUUCCAGAUUGGCAGUUGCUUCUUACGAGCUCGUGGAGGUUCGACACAGGAGGCCGCCGUACAGGACGUUCAACUUGCUUAGGGACCCGACCACGCUGGACUACUUGGAGGGAUCUCCUACGUGCGUGUUCGAUGAGUACACGGCUGGAUUCGUUUCCCACUAUAAGGCGCGUGGCGGUUUGAAUGGUCAGGUUGCGAGGGCCGAGCUAUCAUCAAUUCUACCUCUACUCAAGACGAGCACGGCCAUGAUAGAGCGCACGCACAGCGAGAACUUGAGGCAGAGUGAAACUGGGAAGUAUUCUUGGGGUAUCGAUCUACCCUCUAUGGGCGGCUUUGCUUUGUGCAGACAGCAGAUGAAGGUUCAGAGGUCAGUCUUCCGAGCGGCCCCAGCGGUCAGCGCCGAGGCGCGCAAGGUGGAUGCCAAGCGCCUUGAGCGCAGCGGCGUGCACUACUCGAUGAGGCCAUGGGUGUGGAGAGCGUUCGUGCACGUGGAGGCGGAGAACCGUUUCGUCGACGCCGCCCUAGGCGCCGAACUGUCAGCCAAGUACCGCGCCCUCACCCCUGAGGAACGGCAGCCAUUCGAGGACAUGGCAGCCGUCGCGCUACAGGGGUACAAGAGUGGCAGGCACGGUUUCGGCCAUAAGGCACGGCAGAGCACGACGACGCCAUUGGCGGGUGCCAGCGUGAAAGUACGUGCCUUCAACGAUGCCGCAAACGGCGAUGGGCUGAGCCAGGCCGUGCACGACGUCGUCUCGACGACGGGGUCCAGUCAGAUCUUCCGACGUGCAGCGGUGGCAGCCCAAGACUACAAGAGACGCAACAUAAUUUCAGCUCGCCAGGACAUCUCCGACGAGGCCGACCUCCGUGCGAGGUCCGAUGCAGAUGCUGACAGAUAUGCCAAGGACUGGUUCUUCAUUGGUAACGAUGUGCCCGCCAACGAGCGCUCCGCCGACUUCGCCGUCCAGCGCGCCAUGAUGCCGACGGCUAUUUAUGUUCGGAAGCCAGAGUCGCUCGCGUCCGAGGUCAUUCGGUCGUUGGACAUCGGCAGCGUGAAGACAGAGGCUGAGAAAUGGACAGCGCUGCACCUCCACACCCGCAAGCAGGACAUCAAGCCGCUCACGGCGCCAGCGCGGCUUCGGCGCCUGUGUUGGGAAUCCGAAGGGUGCAUCUGCCAAGGGCCCGCGUCGAUCGUGAAUGUUUUCAAGGCCAGGCUGAUGAUCGUGUGGCGCGUGGCCGAGCACGCCGUCGGCGAGAAGCUCUUCAAGGCCAAGAUGAUUGCGAACAGGUACGUGAUUAGCAUGUCCACCCCAGCUCCCCCGAAUGGCAGUUCCGAUGGAGAGGUCGCGGGCGGCUCGCUUGCGAUUGCACCAGCAAUCGAGAGGACGUUGUACUUUCACAUUGCGCUCCACUACGGCAAGCCAUGGAGGCCGACGUUCAUUCGCAUGGAGCGUGAACCUGAGGGAGAUCGUCUGGACUGCAUUGGUCUGAGGCCUGUCCGUCUCGGCGCUGGGGUGCACCAAGUUCUAGAUAGGCUCACGUUGAAACAGUUUGCUGACGCUUGCUUCGGCGAGUCGUGGGACAUGCGGCCCUUCCAGGUCAAGUGGUACGAGUUCUACGCGGACAGCCGAAGAGUAGCGCAAUGCCGUCCUUGGGUGCAGCGAGUUUUGGAGAUCCCGAUCGUGGAUUGCGACCUGUGGACUGUCCGACCUCCACCACCGAAGCCUCGGAAGAGGAAGCGGCCUGGGGAGGGGCCGUCGGGCUCUGGGUCGAAGCCGAAGCACGGGCCAGCCAUGCUCGAGGGCGGCCCGCCCAAACCAGUGCCGACCGACGACCUCCCCGACGACGACGACAGCGGCGGGGAUUCCGAGAGGCCCCCUUCUGACCCAGAGGAGCGCGGGAAUGAGCCUGAGCCAGAGACAGAUCUCGAAUAUUUGUUCUUCUCAGGCGACGAGGGUGGCGGCGGCGAUCCUGGGCCGUCGGGCAGCGGCGGUGGGCACCCUGACCCAGAGCCAGGACCUGAGUUCGCCGAGCCUGGAGGUGACGUGCCUCCGCCUCCAGCCGACGCUGGUGAUUUGUUUCAGGCCGCUGCCGCAGCAGUUGACGCAGGUAGAGGUGAGCCUUUAGGCGGAGGCGGAGGGCUUCCGCCAGCACCCGCAGCUGCGGUCUUCGGGAUGGAGUUCGGCACCAUUCGCUACUACCCCCGCACGUGCCGUUUUCAAGCCGAUUGCAGGCGUCCUGAGCACAACAUAGAUUGCACUUGCUGCGUCAAUAGAACCGCAAGGGCGAGCGCUGUGGCGAACCGUGCUGGCCAGGGCAGGCCGUUGGGUUUCCUGAUGGCUUGGUUGCUGAUGGACGGGCCGUGCCCCAGCCAGUACGACCACGUGCACAUUUUCAACCCCAGCCUCGAUGCGCGGCGCGAGGGUCGGCGUCGCCUCCGUGAGGCAGCUGCUGCUGGGAACGCAGCCGCGCAGGCGCUCCUGGCCGUGGAGCGCCACAGGAGGGACGGCGAGGAUGACGAGCCAGACCACGUCCCCUAG
Messenger RNA from Prorocentrum cordatum, 2779 nucleotides. The record is from the annotation of a GenBank genome assembly. Lineage: Eukaryota; Dinophyceae; Prorocentrales; Prorocentraceae.